AAAAAGCUGUUUACGUUAAGGCAAAGAUAAGAUCAAAAUCUUGGACCCUCUUUUGCCUCUCAGUGUUUGUGCCUUCAAGCAAUAAACACACACACACACACACACUCUCUCUCUCUCACACACACACAAUUGAUUGUGUUUGCCAACAAAUUUUAAAUUGUGAAAAAGUGAUUAAUGAUAAGCAGAAGCAACCACACUCUGAUCUCACUAUAUAACUGCCCCUCUCUCUCUCUCUCUCUCUCUCUCAUCACAUGACCAAAUCUCUCUACAAGACUGCGCGAGUGCUGCUUUCUCUCUCACACACUUCACACAGUAAAAAUACCCAAAAAUUGGGGGAGCCCAUUUUCAGGCUGCACAAACAGUGGAUACAUUACGGGAAAAAAUGGGUGCAAUUAAUUUGUCGAAGAGCGUUCUGCUUUUCUUCUUCGUUGUGCUGAGUGCUGUGUAUCGAUCUUCUUCUGCUACUGGGGUUGAAGCAAACCAGACUGUUUCGCUUGUCAUAAAUGCAUCCGAAACAUCGACAAAAUAUAUACCGAAAACCUUGUUCGGUGUCUUUUUCGAGGAGAUUAAUCAUGCUGGAGCUGGAGGAUUAUGGGCAGAGCUUGUUAACAACCGAGGUUUUGAAGCUGGGGGUCCCAAUACACCCUCGAAUAUCGCUCCUUGGUCCGUAAUCGGAAAUGAAUCAUCUUUAAUCAUAUCAACCGAACGUUCUUCGCGCUUCGAUCGAAAUAAAAUUGCAUUACGAAUGGAUGUGCUUUGCAAUCACGAAGGGAGCAACACGUGUCCACCUGGCGGUGUUGGUAUUUAUAACCCCGGCUUCUGGGGAAUGAAUAUCGAACAAGGAAAGACCUAUAAAUUGGUUCUCUAUGCUCGUUCACUAGGGCCGAUCAAUGUGUCUGUUUCCCUGACUGGAUCAACUGGAUCGACACUGGCUACUGCUAACAUCGUAGAGUCUGAUGUUUCGAACUGGACUAAGAUUGAGCUAACUCUGCAAGCAAAAGGAACUGACGCAAACUCGAAACUUCAACUGACGACGACUAGAAAAGGUGUCGUAUGGUUCGAUCAAGUGUCGUUAAUGCCCACAGAUACAUACAAGGGACACGGGUUCCGCAAAGAUCUUUUUGAGAUGGUGAAGAAUUUGAAACCGGGAUUUAUUAGAUUUCCAGGUGGUUGUUUCGUGGAAGGGGAAUGGUUAAGAAACGCGUUUCGAUGGAAAGAAACUGUCGGGCCGUGGGAAGAGAGGCCAGGUCAUUUUGGUGAUGUUUGGCAUUAUUGGACCGAUGAUGGACUCGGUCAUUUUGAGUUUCUUCAGCUUGCUGAGGAUUUGGAGGCAGAACCUAUAUGGGUGUUCAACAACGGAGUCAGCCACAAUGAUGAAGUCGACACUUCCAGCAUCCAACCUUUCGUACAAGAAGCUUUGGAUGGUAUUGAAUUUGCGAGAGGCGAUGCUAAGUCAAAAUGGGGUUCCGUUCGAGCGGCAAUGGGCCACCCAGAACCCUUUGAUUUGAAAUAUGUUGCUGUCGGAAACGAGGAUUGUGGAAAGAAAUAUUAUCUCGGGAACUACCUCGAGUUCUACUCUGCUAUACAACGUGAAUAUCCAGACAUCAAAUUAAUAUCAAAUUGUGACGGUUCUUCUCGACCGUUGGAUCAUCCAGCUCACAUUUAUGAUUAUCAUAUUUAUAGCAGCGCAAAUAAUGUGUUUGCAGCGGCCCAAAAAUUCGACCGAGCAUCGCGAACUGGUCCAAAGGCUUUUGUGAGUGAAUAUGCUGUCCAUGGAAGUGAUGCUGGUACAGGUAGUCUUUUAGCAGCUCUCGCCGAAGCUGGAUUUCUUAUCGGGCUCGAAAAGAACUGCGACGCAGUCGAGAUGGCAAGUUACGCACCUUUGUUUGUGAAUACGAAUGACAGAACGUGGAAUCCAGAUGCGAUUGUAUUCGACUCUUCACAAAUGUACGGAACUCCAAGUUAUUGGAUGCAGCAUUUCUUUAAAGAGUCGAACGGUGCAACGCUACUUAAUGCAACCCUUCAAUCGAACCCGUCUAAUUCUCUAAUUGCUUCUGCUAUUUCUUGGAAAGAUACAGACAACAAAAACCACCUGAAAAUAAAGGUGGUGAAUUUCGGGAGCAGUAGUGUGGCUCUUCAACUAUCUAUCCAAGGGUUGGAAGUCAACUCGUUACAAUCGUUCGGGUCGAAAAAGAUCGAGUUGACAUCCGCUGAUGUCAUGGACGAAAACUCUUUCCAAGUUCCCAAUAAGGUGGUCCCGGUGAGUAGUGAGCUGGACGAUGUUGGUGAGGAAAUGGACGUUGUGCUUUCGCCUCAUUCGUUUACGUCGAUUGACUUGUUAAUAAACUCGAACAAUGUCGGGCUUGUUGGACCUGCUUCUUAUGUUGAUAAAUCCUCCUACUAUAAGGAUAUAAAAAUGUAUUAGAAACUAAUCUGUUUUUAAUAAAAUGGGGGAAUAUAUAUAUAUAUAUAUAUAUAUAUAUAUAUAUAUAUAUAUAUAUAUAUAUAUAUAUAUAUAAUUAGUUCUAUGUAAUUAUGUACAGGGCUGCUAGCCGUUAAACAAACAUGUCACUACUGAUAACUUUGAAUCUAUGAUUAUGAUAAAUAAUCUCUGAUGGGAAAAAUAUAGUUUUAA
Molecule: messenger RNA, 2635 nt
Organism: Erythranthe guttata (spotted monkey flower)
Lineage: Eukaryota; Viridiplantae; Streptophyta; Magnoliopsida; Lamiales; Phrymaceae
Product: alpha-L-arabinofuranosidase 1
Biological process (GO): L-arabinose metabolic process
Molecular function (GO): alpha-L-arabinofuranosidase activity
Source: RefSeq, a predicted model, not a curated record